UCCAUUUCUCUUUCUAUCUCUAAAGGUGACAAAUUGUCAUAAAAUACAACUACACACACAAAUGGAGAAAGAAACACGAACCCUAAAAGCCAAACUCAAACGUGAAGUAUGGGAUUGUGAAAGCUCUCUCUACGACUCUUUUGAACUCAAAUCUUUUGAACGACAACUUGAUUCUGCAAUCUCCUCAAGAACCAUGUCAAUGCCCCACCUCACCUCUACCACCUCCGUCCGCCACCAACCACCACCGUCCGACCACAAACCCGCCUCCAAGAAACAAUCAAGACUCACCCGAUCUCUCAACAAGCUCAUUCGAGCGGUUUUCAGGCCGAAAGAUAACCAUCAUAGCUCAUCAAGAGAUGAAGGUUUUUACGUAUAUGACACCUCUAGUGCUCUUUCCACCAUACCAGAGACGCCUGAGACGGUGCCGGAGUUUGAUGUGGUCUCGCCGGACAUGAAGUCGUUGGUGACAAGAGCGCGAUCGGAUCGGUUUGUGCCAACUUCUCUCGGUAUAUCAUGUGCUUGACAAUUACAAAUACUUACAUGUUAUUAAUUAUAGUUGAUUCUUUUUUUUGUUUUGAGAUGUUUUAGUUAUUUACUAAUCACAUAAGUAUAUAUGAAUUAUGAUCAUCGUGUGUUAUACUUUAAUCUGAUGUUUAGUUUGAUGAAUAUGAAUUAAACAAACCCUUGAUCAAUAA
Messenger RNA from Helianthus annuus (common sunflower), 695 nucleotides. RefSeq lists its product as uncharacterized. NCBI's taxonomy places the organism in Eukaryota, Viridiplantae, Streptophyta, Magnoliopsida, Asterales, Asteraceae. The transcript has a single exon. The coding region runs from base 62 to 523 and encodes 153 amino acids. The record is from RefSeq and is a predicted model, not a curated record.